AUGGGAGGGUCUUCGAAAACUUCGGCGCCAUCAUCGCAAUAUGUCGACUUAUCGCCGUGGAGCUAUGCGUGGUGGUGGUUCAUUCUGCUUGCUGUGCAUUUGGUUACUGGUGGUUACAAUGCUGCGUUUGCUCUCUUUUACUAUGAAUUGAAGGACACCUAUUUGUAUCGCACUCUCGAGUACUCCAGAAUCGGAAUGUUGGCAAAAGACCAUCCUACUAUCACAGUAGUGAACGCGUUAAUGGCUUCAAUGCACGGCGGAUGUGCGCUGUUGAUGGUUGGUGGUUCCCUCUGGCGCCGCGAGUUGGUAUUUUCCCUUGUGGCUCCUGAAAACGGCGAAAAUUCCUCUACAAGAACAAAAGUACAAGCGUUUGAUGACAGAGUUAGCUCUCGACUGGAGUCGAUGAAGCGUCAUACUUCACAAGUUUACUCAAGAGUCUGGGGUCGGAGAGGCUUUUUAGGCGUCAACGGACGCAGUUUCCACGCGAUACUUCUUGGUCGAGAGCUACUGGAAACGCUACUUCAGACAAUCCAAGCCUAUCGGAUGAGCUGGUAUUUACCGCGUAUGCUGCUUAACCGAUUCUACCUUUUCCUCCUGGUGCUAAAUUGCUGGUCAUCUGUCUUCAUCUAUUCACUACUCAAGCGGGAUGAGGCACGCAAGCGCUUCUAUUGCCUCGUGUCCGAUUGCAUUAUAGACCUGGUGUCUUCCAUCGGCAUCCCAUUGAUCGUCGUGAUCAGCUACAUUGGCGAUUACGAUUCUGAACUAAAGGGGUUCCAGUUAGAAUACUGGUACGAUGAUGUGUGGUCCGCUCGUGUUCUCAACGAGUUUCAAAUGGUUCUCGUUGUUUCUUGGUCAGACUUGAUAAGUCGAACGGUUUUUUCGAUUGGUCUGAUUGCAACCACAACAAAUCUUAAGGAACUUUUACGUAAAGUACCAGUCAAGGGCAGUAAACGACGCGUUUCAGCUGCCGAUAAUGCCAUGGCGUUUAAUAAAUCGAAAAAGAUGGAAGUUAUCCAUCAGAUACGCUCAACCGUACGGUUAACUCGCGAGCCUUCAAAGCUGGUAAAGGUUGGUAGUGGUAACUACACGGGCACGGGACUACGCACACGAAGAGAGCAAAAUCUGCUUUUCUUGGCGCACAUUGUGUUCGGGGCGUGGGGAGUAGUUGUGCUAGGACUACAUAUCCAAGCAUCCGUGCAGCCGGAAUUACCUCAAUGUGCUUUACAAGUUCGCCCAUGGGCGGUUACCGAGCCAGCUUGCUAUUUGGCCAUCUUGGACUGCUAUCACCUCGGUAUCUCAGGAAAGAAAGCAGAAGUUCAAGCUAAAUGGAGUGAAUUCGAUAGAUCCACCGUCGUCACACUAGCGAUCCGUCACUGCACAGCGCUAGAAGUUCCCGACUCGAUCGCUGACUUCCAUCUCACUACAGGUAUUAAAUUGUACAAUUCUACCAUCUACGAGUGGGGAGCGUCUGCAGCUGUCACAAACACAAACCACCCUGCCCUCAUUUGGCUCUAUUUCGUGCGAGUUCACCUGCCUGAUGGUCGACUUCCGGAGGGUAUCAUGUCUACAGAUUUCCCUACCAAUCUGUAUGACCUUGAAUUUACCUACACGAAUGUCCGCGAGGUACCCGAUGAUCUGGAUACGAAGUGGCUAAUUGGAACGACAGUUUACUUCGAGUACAGUGAGCUUACGAGCAUUCCAUCCGUGAUUUUGAGACUAGAUCCGUAUAGUAUCUCAUUUACUGGAAGUCCGAUCACUGAGUUAUCUCCUGAGGUUUUCGAGGUCCCAGACUUGGUUUACAUGUAUUUGGGAAGCAUACCGAUUCAAGAUCUACCCCCCGAUGUUACGAACCUCUCGCCAGCACUGGGAUAUCUUUAUCUGACAGACACGAAUGUUUCGUUUUUCUGGUCGUGGAUCGAUCCAUUAGUGGAAAAAACACUAGGAUGGCCUCGUGCACCACUACUAAUGGGUGGGUCUAAAUACUGUGCUGAGCUGGAGAAGAUUACAAGAGGAGAAUCCACCACCUUCAGCGUGCCGCCAUCGCCAGGCUAUUCAAUACUGAUGGACGCUUCGGAGGAAAACCGAGAUACCGUUUUACAUACUGCCAAUUGUGACAUGGAGAAUGCCGUGCCAGUGUACCCGAUCGAUCUUGAGGAUAGAGUGAGCGCACUUCAAUGA
Phytophthora nicotianae INRA-310 is the source of this 2178-nucleotide messenger RNA. RefSeq lists its product as hypothetical. The record is from RefSeq and is a predicted model, not a curated record. The transcript has a single exon. Bases 1 to 2178 code for a protein of 725 amino acids. Lineage: Eukaryota; Oomycota; Peronosporomycetes; Peronosporales; Peronosporaceae.